This is a messenger RNA of Phyllostomus hastatus (greater spear-nosed bat), 2435 nucleotides long. RefSeq names its product CTD small phosphatase 1 (gene CTDSP1). Gene Ontology annotation, molecular function: RNA polymerase II CTD heptapeptide repeat phosphatase activity. Bases 90 to 875 code for a protein of 261 amino acids. The record is from RefSeq and is a predicted model, not a curated record. The transcript has 7 exons. Lineage: Eukaryota; Metazoa; Chordata; Mammalia; Chiroptera; Phyllostomidae.
UCCCCCCCGCGCCCCGAUUCCGGCCCGAGCCGGGGGGGAGGCCGGGCGCCGGGGCCAGAGUCCAGCCGGAGCGGAGCACGCCCGGCCCCAUGGACAGCUCGGCCGUCAUUACUCAGAUCAGCAAGGAGGAGGCACGGGGCCCGCUACGGGGCAAAGGUGACCAGAAGUCAUCCGCUUCUCAGAAGCCCCGGAGCCGGGGCAUCCUCCACUCACUCUUCUGCUGCGUCUGCCGGGACGAUGGGGAGGCCCUGUCCACCCACAGCGGGGCACCCCUGCUCGUGGAGGAAAACGGAGCUGUUCCCAAGCAGACCCCAGUCCAGUAUCUGCUCCCUGAGGCCAAACCCCAGGACUCAGACAAGAUCUGCGUGGUCAUCGACUUGGAUGAGACCCUGGUGCACAGCUCUUUCAAGCCAGUGAACAAUGCUGACUUCAUCAUCCCCGUGGAGAUCGAUGGGGUUGUCCACCAGGUCUACGUGCUGAAGCGGCCCUACGUGGAUGAGUUCCUGCAGCGAAUGGGCGAGCUCUUUGAGUGCGUGCUGUUCACUGCCAGCCUGGCCAAGUAUGCAGAUCCCGUAGCCGACCUGCUGGACAAGUGGGGGGCCUUUCGGGCACGGCUGUUCCGGGAGUCAUGUGUCUUCCACCGCGGGAACUACGUGAAGGACCUGAGCAGGCUGGGCCGGGACUUGCGGCGGGUGCUCAUUCUGGACAACUCCCCUGCCUCCUACGUCUUCCAUCCGGACAACGCCGUACCGGUGGCCUCGUGGUUUGACAACAUGAGUGACACAGAGCUCCACGACCUCCUGCCCUUCUUCGAGCAGCUCAGCCGAGUGGAUGACGUGUACACAGUGCUCAGGCAGCCACGGCCUGGCAGCUAGUGAGGUGCCCUGGGGCCAGGACCUGCCCCUGACCACACCUACACCCUUCGCACGUGGACUCUUCCUUAGGAAAACCCAGCAGCCUCGGCCACCUCAGUGCCACGGGGAAGUGGGCGUCUCCCCUAGCAGCCUGGCCAGGCUGUGAAGGGGGCAGCAGGCUGCACAGAGGGCAGUGAGACCCUGGGUCCCUGUGUCAGUGCCUUAGAACUUCCUCUUCUUGGGGGACCUGAGGGGCCCUGCGUGCUGCUCCCCCUUUCUCUCUGUGCUGCCCUGUUUCUCUGCUGCCAAAUGGGCCCCUCGGCCCUUUCCGGUUCUGCUUGGGGGAGGGGGCAGGGUUCCUGCUGCCCCGUGCCUUGGGCCCCCAGCCUGGGAAUGAUGGACACCCAAGUGCCUUGCUUAGAGCCCUCUUCCCCACCACCUGGUUUUCCCAGGGCCCAAUCAGGUCAGCUCUUGCCUGAACAGCUUCCAGGCUGCUGUUGGGGGAGGAACCAGUCUCCCCACCGCCUCCGCCUCCGUGGGGACUGAUAGAGACCCUACCGCCUCCACCUAGGAGGGUGGGCAGGAGGGGAGAGGAGCUGUUACCACUUGUGAAGGCAGCAAGGGUCUGUCUGUCCUUCAGGACCUGGAGUCCAGCUUCUCUGGGCUCAGUGGCUGGGGGCUGCUCCCUGCAUCACCCAAGCCCCGACCCCUCCUGUCUACUUUGCCCACCCGAGGCCCUGGGGCUUGGCUCCCCCAGCUCCAAGUGUGGGGACAUAGGCAGGACCCUUUUGUGGUGCCAUAUAAAUAUGUAUAUGUGUAUAUAGAUUUUUAGAGGGAGGGUAGGGGUGGAGAUACGCCUUCCUCACCCCUUUUCUGGGCCCAUAAAUUGCGGGGAGGGAGGGAGAGGAUUUUUACAUUUUUCAACUGCUAUUUUCUGGAUGAAACAAGCUGGGCCAAGGGGCCCCAGGCCCUGUCCUCUGCCCCCCACAUCCUCUUCACAUCAUUCAUUCAUUCAUUCAUUCAUUCAAAACACACUUACUGAGCACCUGCUCUGUGCCCAGCCUGUGCUAGGGCAGCCAGCUGAGUGGGUGUUAGGGGAUCUCUACACCACCUAAUGGGUGUUUCUGCCACCCACUCCAUACUUCACCUGUGCCUUUAGGGGAUCUGCAGGAGGUGGGACCCUUCUUGUGGGGUUUGGGCAUAUUCCUGCCAAGCUACACCCCUCCUCCGUGCCAACCCACCCUCUGCAGCCCCCUGCCUCAUCCUGCUGGCUGAGGGCUGCUCCCGGAUGUCCUGCCUUCCACUUCUGGCUCCUUUACCUGGAAUCCCUCCCCCAAACGCUGAGCCUGGACGUCAAGGCCUUGGGCUCUCCCAGGGACCUACCUAACAGUUAAGGGGACCCACAUGGCCAUGCCAAGGGGAGUGUCAAAUGGAGAUGUUUAUUCAUCCCCCCACCCAGAGCUGGGGGUGGGGUGGAGGACAUGGCUGGUCUGAAUCCAGGGACCCUCCCAUUUAAGUGCCUUCUCUGUGAUAGAGAGCCCCUCAGUGUGAUGAGAACUAAAGAGGAAGCCAAUACCCCCA